CUCCCUAUCGUUGUUGAAUAAAUAGCCUUUUCUUCUAGACAGCAUAAAGACAAAGAGUACACGAGGUUUCACGACUAUCUCAUUUCAACUACAAAGAUGGGCCAACCAUCGUUCGAGGCGUCCAACGCCAUUGUAUAUGUGACAUAUGGAACCUUCCUCGCUUCCGCUGGCUCUGAACUUCAUUGCCUCGGCAACGACGAUGGACGAGCGGCGGCCGACUGGACACGGACGGAUCAAGUCGGCCGGUCGGAGCAAAGUCGGGAACUUGAGCCCAUAGGCGCCAUCGGAUCCGGAAUUCUAUUCUCGUACCCACAGCUUGCGACCAUUACGGGAGUGCAGGGCGUGGUGGUAUAUGCACUCUCGUCGGCCCUCCCGCUGCUGAUAUUUGCCGCGCUGGGGCCCAAGAUCCGCAACAAGUGCCCCGAGGGUUUCGUGCUCACUGAGUGGACGAGAGAGCGCUACGGAAAAGCCACGGCAUUAUACCUCAGCUUCAUGUCACUCGUGACGCUGUUCUUGUACAUGGUUGCCGAGCUGUCUGCCAUCGGGCAGGUUAUCAGCACACUGACGACCAUGAACCCUCUGCCAGUCAUGAUUGUGCAGUGCAUCGUGACGACGGCCUACACAUCCAUGGGCGGCUUCAAGAUCUCGUUUCUGACCGACAACGUCCAAGGCGUCAUGGUUCUGGGCCUGAUUCUCAUUGCAACCAUUGCUAUUGGAGUCGAGACCCGGAUCGACCCUGCCUUGAUCGAAUCCUCCGGCCUUACCAAGCCCACCUUACUUGGCUGGCAGCUCCUCUACAUUCUCCCCGUUGCCAUCUUGACCAACGACUUCUUCCUGUCCAGCUUUUGGCUGCGUACUUUUGCCUCCAAGACCGACAAGGACUUGUGGAUUGGCGUUAGCCUGGCCACCGGCGCCAUCCUCUGCAUCCUCACCCUUGUUGGCGUCACAGGACUGGUGGCCGUCUGGUCAGGAGCAUGGCCCGGCCCUGAUAAUGCAGACGGCUCCGUCGCCUUCUUCAUGCUACUUCAGCAGCUGCCCAACUGGGUCGUCGGCAUGGUGCUGCUCAUGGCCGUGACGCUCAGCACGGCUGCCUUUGACAGCUUGCAGAGCGCCAUGGUGUCUUCGGCUUCCAACGACCUGUUCCGCAACCGUCUGGGUGUGUGGCCGAUCCGGGCCGCCGUCGUGCUCGUCAUGAUUCCCGUCAUCGUAAUCGCCCUGCGUGCGCCCAGCAUCCUCCAGAUUUACCUCAUCUCCGACCUAGUCUCGGCCUCGACCAUUCCCGUCCUGGUUCUGGGCCUCUCGGACGCCUACUUUUACUGGUGGCGCGGCUUUGACGUUGUCUGCGGCGGGCUCGGCGGCAUCUUGUCCGUCUUCAUCUUCGGCACCGCCUACUACGGCAACGCACAGGCCGGUGGCGAGCUCAUCCUGCUGCAGCAGGGUCUGUACACGGGCGACUGGGGCGUCUUUGGUGCCUUUGUGGCCGCCCCCGUCGGAGGCCUCAUCUUUGCAUUCCUUGCCAUGCUGGGCCGCGUCGGCUUCCUCUUCGCCAGGGCCAAGAUGACGGGAGCUCCGUUCACCGCCUUCGACCGACCCAUGGCAGCAGAUGUGGUGGCAUCACCGGCCCGAGCCGAGCCCGGAUUUGAGGAUGGAGAUUUGCGCGAGGAGGACUCCAUCACGGAGCAGGAGCCGGGGAUCAGUGGCAAAGUCGGCAAGUUCUUCUAUUGAUCAAGCAACGAAGGGGACUUUCCGCACCGUGGCAAGUGUCUCGAGCCUUGCUUGUGCCGAGGAUGGAUGGUAGUGGUUAGGAAAAGAAAAUCCUAGUGGUCAAAUAGAUCAAGGACUGGGUGGUGAACACGUCUCACUAAAGAGAAGGGAUUAUCUUUUGUGUCGGAGGGUUAAAGGAGACGAGACGAGCCCGAGAUCCGACUCCGGUGAUAUUAAACUUGUUCGUCUAAAGCAUGGAAGGGAAGAUCACGCGCUCGGAUGCUCAAUAAUUUGUGGAUGAUACGAAAAUCGCUAUUCGCAGUGUAUUUAUGUCCGUAUGUCAAGUGGUUCAGCUCUUGUUUUUCUUUUCUUCUCGGUCCUUCGAGUAGAAAUUCAGGACACAAAGAAAUACAAAGAUACCGG
This is a messenger RNA of Pyricularia grisea, 2127 nucleotides long. RefSeq lists its product as uncharacterized. The transcript has 4 exons. Bases 97 to 1725 code for a protein of 542 amino acids. Lineage: Eukaryota; Fungi; Ascomycota; Sordariomycetes; Magnaporthales; Pyriculariaceae. Gene Ontology annotation, biological process: transmembrane transport. Gene Ontology annotation, cellular component: membrane. Gene Ontology annotation, molecular function: transmembrane transporter activity. The record is from RefSeq and is a predicted model, not a curated record.